ACCAUUAUGAGACAGUCAUUGCGAUUUUCUAUGAAUUAGACACAGAUAAACUGCUCAUCGAUGGAUCCGCUGGUGAAAAAAAAAUGCGUCCUAUUUUAGAAGGUUUGAUAAUUUUGAAGGUAUUACCAAUGAGUGCUUUGAAAACUAAAUGCUACAUGCUACUAAACAUUUUGGGUACGAGAAUAUGACAUUCUUAUCAAAAUUGAGAAAAAUAAUCUUUUGGGCCUGUCAAAUGUCACUAAAAAGCAGCUUCAAGGCCGUAGGUUUUACAGCCUUUCAAAGUUGCAAAAAGUCAAUUUUUAACUGUCAAUAUUUCCAAAACAGUUGAACUUAGGUAUAGGGUGCAUCGUCCAAUAUCGCACUAAGUGGACACCCUGUAUAUUAUUUACAAAUUUCAGAUAUUUCAGAAAAGUACUUUCUGUAAUAAUUCAGCUACGAAAUGGCAUCUUUUCGUCUUUUGACAGUGUACGUGAAAUCCAACUUUUCCGCACGCAUUUUAGGUCAUGAAAGUAUCACUUUUUUGCACUAGGGGUUUUACGCACGCUCCUAGAAAAUUAUCUGUAAGGUAAAGGAAACAUCACACCAAUGACAGCAAUACAAUGCAAGUAAAAAUGAAUAUUAUCCUCCUACAAGGUCCAUGUCCUACAUAAUUCUAAAAAUAUUGGAGUUUCGAUGGGAUCAUGGAAAAAAGUUUAACCUGACCCAUUGCUCCAGUAGCAAAAUGGAGCGCCAACUCAGGCCUACCCUCCUUUUCAUUGGAAUUCAAUAAAUAGGUAACGGAAAAGCAAAUUCAAAUAUUUCAGAAAAUUGGCAACACUGCCAUGAGCAAUUUUUUUUUAUUUAUAAAAUACCAUAAGAACCCCAAACCGAAAUUCCAAAUACAUUUAUCAACAAUACAGAGACAACAAGGGGUCAUUCGACUAAUACAAAAUAUGGGCAUUACUCAUUCAAUUCCAUUCAAUUUAACCGGGUCAAAAGUCGCAUCCUCCAGUCAUGGGAAAAUCCAUAAAAUCCGAAUUUUUUACAUCAAAAAUUUAAAAUACAACUCACCCUCCAUGGCGUAAAGCCUCUGCGGCUUUUCGACGAUAUUUUAAUGUCUAAAUAGCCUUUUACUACGUUUUCAGUCAUUAUUUUAAAGACAAAAAUCACACAAAUAUCAACAUCAAAAUUGAAAAACACAACCCAAAUAAAUAAAUGACAGGUUUAUUGACCCCUCCCUGGCGCCCUGUCAAAUAAUUGUCAAAUCGAACAAAUCCCGCUAAAAUCGUCAACGGGGUAGUACAUAAAUAGCUAUCUUUUUUUAUUUCAGUAAUGAUCAGUUUCUAUUUCUUUCUAAUCGAAUAAUUUUUUCAAAAAAACCAUUAACGGUUUUAUUAGAAAAGAUCGGAAAUUCUAAAAAGCAUGUUGUUUUUGCAGUUUGACUUGAGAUGGCACCACAGCAUACUAUUCCAAAAAAACUGAGGUUAUGUAUUUUGUUUGUUUUUAUUUUUAGCGCAAGUGGUCGAGUGGAUUAAAAUCUUAGUUAAAAUCGUAAAUAGUUUAAAUUGUUUUAUAUUUAUAGUUAAUUGCAUAAUUGCUUUAAAAACAUGUUAAAAAACCACUCAACAAUCUUAAAAAUCGGAUACAGUUUGCAUACAUCAUCUAUCUGCGAUGCAAAUGCUGGCAAAGUUCUUAGAAAAAUUAUGGGGGCCACUAAAAAGAAGAAGUUCUAUGUAGACGAUACCCCAAUUUUGCCUUCGACGUCUACGACUUUAGGAAAGUCUUUUGUAUCAAAAGUAACUGGCAAUCCCAGACGGAGUAACAUACUCAACAAAUUAUUCAUGAGACAUGUUACAGACAUUAUGGCCACUGGGGAUUAUUCAGAGCAGAUUCUGGGAUAUGGAAUUGAAGUGAAUAAGGUUAAAGUAACUCCGGAUUAUAAAUUUCUGAGAGUAUACUGGAUUGCUGCUGAGUCCGGAAAACAGGAUGAAAUUGAAGAUCUAUUAAAAAAAAGUGCUGGACAUUUACGUAAUGAACUUUCAACUUUGAGGGUAAUGGGUUCGGUGCCCAAUAUAGUAUUUGUAAAGGACAAAAAUUAUUGCAAAAUAUUUGAAAUAGAAGAAAAACUGAAGCAUGCAGAUUUUGGGGACGAUUAUGAGCCUCCUGAUUUAAUUGAACAAUAUCAAUCUGAAUUUGAAAUAUUGACAUCUUUAGACUUGGACACUAAGAACAAAUUGAAUGUUCUGGAGUCUGGAAAGCAAGAUGGCACAUUAGAAAAUGAUUUGGGUGACAUACCGCCAAUGCCGCAAGACGUUUUAGGAUUGGACCAUGCAGAUAUUUUAAGAAGGAUCAAUAAAGGUAUGUCAAAAUCAAAAGCACCUCACCGAUUAUCAACGGAUGCUUCUGAAUGGGCACAAUGGAGCGAAUUUAAAACGACACAAUCCGUCAAUGAAGAUCCAGUGACUUUUGCCAAUCAUCAGGAACAGAGGAACGCCUUUAAGAAUUUUUUGCAACAAAGACAGAUAUUGAGAAUGAAGCAAUGCAAGGACUACAAAAAUUGGACAGCCGAUAUGGAGUAUUUGGAAGAAGAGUUUAGAGAAAGAAAAGAGUUGGCAUUGCUGAAUAGGGAACCUGAAGAGGACGAUUAUGUUCUGGAGGAAGACCAAGAAUUUGUAGACAAAUAGAGACACAAAAAAUAAGAAUGUUUUACUUUUGGCUAAUUUGUGAUAUAGAUAUUGAUAUUAAAGUGUUUCAAAAGUAAACUUAAACCUUUAAUUAGGGGUUUUCUUUGGAGGGUUCUUUACUAUGGCUCUAUUGCAGUACAAUAAAAAUCUUAUAGAAAAGGUAACUGGAGGAUGUAGAAUAACAGAAUUUAAAGUUGAAGAAUCAAGCAAUCAAUAAUCAACAGUUCCUAUUGUGACAUAUUAAUUCAACUUAUUUUUUUUUAAAUGUUUUAC
Molecule: messenger RNA, 2936 nt
Organism: Ceutorhynchus assimilis (cabbage seed weevil)
Lineage: Eukaryota; Metazoa; Arthropoda; Insecta; Coleoptera; Curculionidae
Source: the annotation of a GenBank genome assembly